Molecule: messenger RNA, 2217 nt
Organism: Hevea brasiliensis (rubber tree)
Lineage: Eukaryota; Viridiplantae; Streptophyta; Magnoliopsida; Malpighiales; Euphorbiaceae
Product: protein NUCLEAR FUSION DEFECTIVE 4-like
Exons: 1
Coding region: 62-1879 (605 amino acids)
Cellular component (GO): membrane
Source: RefSeq, a predicted model, not a curated record
AAGUAGAGUCCUCAGGCCAGUAUUUCCCUUUAACAAACUGCUCUCGAAACCAUAAGCCAAAAUGUUGGUUGCUGCCUCUGCUGCUACUCCUGUUAUGGCAGGUUUCGCUGACGUGAAGAGUUUCACGGUUCAAGUCAUCACCGGCCGGUGGUUCAUGGUCUUCGCUUCAUUACUGAUCAUGGCUGCGGCUGGUGCAACCUAUAUGUUCGGUCUUUACUCUGGUGAUAUUAAAACUGCUCUAGGAUAUGAUCAAAGCACCCUCAAUCUACUUAGUUUCUUCAAGGACCUCGGCGCAAACGUCGGUGUCCUUUCUGGCCUGAUCAACGAGGUCACGCCUCCAUGGGUGGUUCUCUCAAUGGGAGCAGUCUUGAACUUUUUUGGGUACUUCAUGAUAUGGCUAGCCGUGACCAGAAAAAUCAACGGUGUCCAUGUCUGGCAUAUGUGCUUGUACAUAUGUAUAGGUGCCAAUUCUCAGGCAUUUGCCAAUACUGGUUCUCUUGUUACCUGCGUCAAGAACUUCCCAGAAAGCCGAGGUGUUGUUCUUGGGAUCUUGAAGGGCUAUGUUGGCCUUAGCGGUGCAAUUAUCACCCAAUUAUACCAUGCCUUUUAUGGUGAUGAUUCUAAGGCUUUGAUUUUGUUCAUAGGUUGGCUUCCUGCUGCCAUCUCUGUUGCCUUCUUGAGAACUAUUCGAAUCAUGAAGGUAAUUCGCCAACCUAAUGAGCUCAAAGUCUUUUACAAUUUUCUCUACAUUUCUCUUGGGCUUGCUGGGUUUCUGAUGAUAAUAAUCAUAGUAGAGAAAAGGUUUAAUUUUACUCACAGUGAGUAUGGUGGUAGUGCAGCCAUGGUUAUGUUCUUGCUCUUUUUGCCUCUAGCUAUUGUUGCUAUAGAAGAAUACAAGAUCUGGAAGAGCAAGAAACAAGCCUUGGAUAAUCCUCCACCUUUGAAAGAUAUUAUCGCAGAGAAGCCAAGGCAAGACACCACCUUAACAGCAGCAUCUGAUCCGCCAAGUAGUGACAAAUUUUUAGUCACAGUCACAAGUUCUGAUGAUAAAAGCGAUGUUUCUUGCUGGAAAACUGCUUUUAGGCCGCCAGAUAGAGGUGAGGACUAUACCAUAUUACAAGCUCUUUUUAGCAUUGAUAUGUUGAUCCUCUUCAUAGCUACAACUUGUGGUAUUGGAGGCACUCUGACCGCUAUUGACAACUUGGGUCAGAUAGGGGCUUCUUUAGGGUACCCUAAAAGAAGUAUAAGCACUUUUGUGUCACUAGUUAGCAUAUGGAAUUAUCUUGGUAGAGUUGCAGCAGGUUUCGUCUCUGAACAUUUCUUAACCAAGUAUAAAUUUCCUCGCCCAUUAGUGCUCACUUUAAUCCUUCUCUUUUCAUGUGUGGGUCACAUUCUAAUUGCCCUCAAUGUCCCAAGUGGCCUUUAUGUAGCAUCCAUCAUUAUUGGAUUCUGUUUUGGUGCUCAAUGGCCAUUGCUUUUCGCUAUAAUCUCAGAAAUUUUUGGUCUUAAAUACUACUCUACUUUGUACAAUUUUGGGUCUGUGGCUAGUCCUAUUGGGUCAUAUUUGCUCAAUGUGAGAGUUACUGGGCACUUGUACGAUAGAGAGGCAAAGAAGCAAUUGGCGGCUCAGGGACUUGUAAGGCAGCCUGGUCAGGACCUGAAUUGUAUUGGGACUGAGUGCUUCAGGCUAUCCUUCAUUAUAAUUACCGCUGCAACAGUAUUUGGUACAUUUGUGUCACUUAUUUUGGUGCUUAGGACAAGAAAAUUUUACAAGAGUGACAUCUAUAAGAAGUUCCGAGAGGCAGCUCAGGCGGCCGAGACCGAAAUGGCUCUAGCCGGAAAUGGCGUUGGAAAGACAGAAGUGAAGGCAGCUAACUAGAUUUCUGGCUUCAACACAAGGAAUAGUAGGUGUUGGUAAAAGAGAAAAUUUUAGAUUUUUUUAUUGAAAAAUCUAAUGUUGAAAUCUCAUUAAAUGGAGUAUUGUGUAGCUUAAUUAAUAUUUCAAUACACAGAAAAAAAAAGAGUAAUUUCAUUUAGAAUUCUGAUGCGCAAUUGAUGACUUUGGGAUUAUCUUUCUAUUUUUUUAUGGUUUAAUUUUUCUUUUCUUUCACUGUCAAUGGAAGAAUAGCAAGAAACCAAAUUGCUUACUUUUUAACCAUGGAAGGUUCUUGUAAAAUUGGAAUAAUAUUGAAAAAGGUUGGCCACUUGAUUACUUAA